Musa acuminata subsp. malaccensis (wild Malaysian banana) is the source of this 807-nucleotide messenger RNA. Lineage: Eukaryota; Viridiplantae; Streptophyta; Magnoliopsida; Zingiberales; Musaceae. The record is from RefSeq and is a predicted model, not a curated record.
UCUCAGAUUCAGCAUUCACCAGUUCAAUUCACUUCGGGCGCACAAACUGCGGAGGCUGCUGCCAUGGGUUCUUGGGUUCGCACCAUCACCUCCCCCUUCAGGAAGGCUUGCACCCUCAUCAAUCCGCCCAGACAGAAGAAUCCCCAACCAGAAGCACAUGAUCCCCACCGAAUGGCUCUUCACGGCGAGGUGAUGGCCUGCUCCUACCAUGACGUCCAGGUGAUGUGGUCCAUCCUCGACAAGUCCAACCCCGGAGAACAUGGCCGACGCUGAGGAUUCCGAGUCUUUGAGACGCUCUUCGUGUGUAAAUUCUAGCUUAGGUGCUCGGUAACGGAGGAGACACCACAAGUUACUGUACUGGUAAUCCCCAUGGCGUCAUGCUCAUGGCGAGAUUUAGUUGAACUAGAGCGCGCAGUUUAUCACUAUCAAUCUCUCUCUGCACUUAAACGUAGAAUCUACGGGAAGUUUAGGACAAGCAAGAGGAAUUAAUUUAUAAGAAGGAAUGAUGAUUGUCUUCUCCAUUGUCCAGUAGAGACGACUUCUCGUAAGAACAGUGUACAUGCUAUGUUCUUUGAUGGAGAAGAAGAAUAAAUAUUUGGAUUCUCCUGUGAAGCCAAAGGCAUCUCAUACGCCACAUGAAGCUCUAGGUCUCUGUUUCUGUCUGUGUGCAUUCAUGUACCGGACAUGUCGCCCUGUCAAUGCAUGGUGGCUUUCGAUUGACAUCUAACAGGCCGAGUUGACAGGAAAAAAUUACCACAUUCCUUGCGUGUACAUUCCUCCAUUGUUUGAUCCAUGAGAAUAAUACCU